Messenger RNA from Purpureocillium takamizusanense, 579 nucleotides. RefSeq lists its product as uncharacterized. The transcript has 2 exons. The record is from RefSeq and is a predicted model, not a curated record. The coding region runs from base 1 to 579 and encodes 192 amino acids. NCBI's taxonomy places the organism in Eukaryota, Fungi, Ascomycota, Sordariomycetes, Hypocreales, Ophiocordycipitaceae.
AUGUAUCAUCACGCAGGCUUCUGCCGCCGCCGGCGAUCCUCUUCGACGUCAUCUACCGCCUCGACGGUAUCCUGGACGUCCAACCACCACCAUCACGACCAACAACAACACCGCCACCACCACCACCACGACGUUGUCGUCGACAAUGUCCGCGCCGCUUGCAGCGGCAGCCAGAUCAGUGCGGCAUCUUCUUCUUCCCCGCCGCCAUCGCCGUUGUCGUCGUCGUGCAACGUGCGGACCUGCGAGGGCAUGACGGCCGACGAGACGCGCGAGCUGUGGAAGUGCAUGCUCGCCCUGCAGCAGCGCUAUGGGUGCUACAACUCGAGGCGGAUCGACCUGGCGGCCAACGCCGGCGACGACGAGGGCGUCAACCUGAUGCCAAAUCCCUUCAUCAUCGACACGCUCAACAACUCCGUCAUCGACCUCCCCAGCGAAGGGUGGGAGAUGCUCGACCGGUGUCUCCGCGGCCACGACGAGGCCUGCGCAUCUGCGUCGUCGCCAUCAGCUGCAUGCCAGAAGAGCAGCAAUAAGCCCAACAAGUGCGAGGGGAGACUUGUUGUUGCUUGUGCCCGGCAAUGA